Messenger RNA from Oikopleura dioica, 669 nucleotides. The record is from the annotation of a GenBank genome assembly. Lineage: Eukaryota; Metazoa; Chordata; Appendicularia; Copelata; Oikopleuridae.
AUGAACGAUUUUAUGGGCAACACAAAAUGCUUGAAAGAAGAUUCUCCAAAGCCUGAGCCUGCUGUUGAAAUACCAAGACUGUUUUCAAACCGAUUUUGCCCUUAUGCUAAGCGUGUGAAAAUUUUCCUCGCUCAUUUGAAAAUCGACCACGAAACGGUCAACAUCGAUCUGAACUCUAAGCCAAAAUGGUUUCGCGAAGUGAGUCCUCUCGCUAAAGUACCCGUCUACGAAAACAAUGGCUCCUUUACUCCAGACUCGGUAGAUAUCAUCAACCUUCUGGCGAAAGAUAACAAAUUUGAAUUGUCGAAAAUACUGAGUCAGGGAGAAUUCAACGGAUUUAUGGAACAAAUUGUCUCCCUCUGGUACAAGAUCUGCUAUUACAAAGAUCUAUCUGUUAUCGGCACGUUCGAAGAGGCUCUUAAAAAUUUCGCGGCGCUGGAAAGUUUCGGAGUGUUAUCUAAGUGCAAGACGCUAGAAUUUGAUGACGUCCUUAUUUGGCCUUGGAUGGAGAUGAUCAACUUGACUCACUGGGAAGUAAUUCAAAGACACGACGCUCUCAAGACGUACAUUUCUAACAAAUCUCGAUUGGAGCCCAUGAAACUCACAAGGAUCCCUGCCGAUGUAUUCAAGCGCUUUGCCAGUUCGCACGAUUUUGACAUCGACUUAUGA